AAUCAAUAUAAAGCGAUAAAUACACGGUCACAUGACUAACUCAUCCAGCAAGCUCUGUCACAUGAAAUCCCCCCAACGUUUAUAGUUAGAUGAGGGACCAAGAAGACACGAGGGAUUAAUUUGGGAUUUAGCGGAGGACAGGCAUGCAUGGGUAACAAUGUGAGUCGCCGCUCCAAAAUGGCCACUGUCGGAGAACAGACCCCCAUAGUGAGCAAUCACACCAAGGACAAGGCAACCAAGGCCAAGGUCACUCUGGAAAACUACUACUCCAACUUAGUGGCACAGCAUGAGGAGCGGGAGAAUAGGUAUCGCCUUCUGGAGCAGUCAAUGAACACAGAUGGCCUUUCAGAAGAACAGAAAUCAGAGAGAAGACAACAACAUGCUUCCAAAGAAACAGAAUUCCUGAGGUUAAAAAGGUCAAGGUUAGGGGUAGAAGAUUUUGAGCCAAUCAAAGCCAUCGGCAGAGGGGCAUUUGGAGAGGUGCGACUAGUUCAGAAAAAAGACACAGGUCAUGUCUACGCCAUGAAAAUUCUCAGAAAGGCUGACAUGGUAGAAAAAGACCAGAUUGCCCAUGUGCGAGCUGAGAGAGACAUUCUGGUCGAGGCCGACCACCAGUGGGUUGUCAAGAUGUACUAUUCCUUCCAAGAUCAGCAAAAUCUGUACCUCAUCAUGGAAUACUUACCUGGGGGUGACAUGAUGACACUGCUGAUGAAGAAGGAUACAUUAACAGAGGAACAGACUCAGUUUUAUAUAUCAGAAACAGUGUUAGCCAUAGACUCUAUACACAACCUCGGCUUUAUCCAUAGGGACAUUAAACCUGAUAACUUACUGCUAGAUGCCAAGGGACAUAUCAAAUUAUCUGACUUUGGCCUUUGUACAGGCCUGAAGAAAUCUCAUAGAACAGACUACUACAAAGAUCUCAAAAAUGCCAAAGCUCGGGAUUUUAGUUCGAAUCCAAUGGAUUCAAAACGAAGAGCUGAAAGCUGGAAAAGAAAUCGACGACAGUUGGCGUAUUCCACAGUGGGAACCCCAGACUAUAUUGCCCCGGAAGUAUUUAUGCAGACGGGUUAUAACAGCAGCUGUGAUUGGUGGUCAUUAGGGGUCAUAAUGUAUGAAAUGUUAAUAGGUUAUCCUCCAUUUUGUUCUGAGAAUCCACAAGAAACUUACAGGAAGGUCAUGAACUGGAGAGAAACUCUCGUCUUUCCGCCAGAGAUGCCAAUUUCCAAUGAAGCCAGGGAUUUAAUUCAAAGGUUUUGCUGUGAUGCUGAGCACAGGAUAGGUGCAGGUAAUCCAGAUGAAAUCAAGUCCCAUGUUUUCUUCAGAGGAGUCGACUGGAAACACAUCAGAGACAGACCUGCUGCCAUCCCAGUGGAAGUCAAAAGCAUCGAUGACACGUCAAACUUUGAUGAAUUCCCAGACAUAGAUCUCAAGUGGCCUGCCAACAAAGACGGGACCCCACAUCAGGGAGCUAAUCAUUCCACGACAGAGGGUGAUCCCAAAUACAAAGACUGGGUGUUCAUAAACUACACAUACAAACGAUUUGAAGGACUCACUCAGAGGGGCCGGCAGCCAUUCGCCAACACGUAGGCACCGCCCCUCAACGUAGAAAUGGCACUUAAGUUAUUUAUGUACUCCAAGGAAUUAAGCAAUCUCUCUGGAUGGUUCUUAACAAUGACACCCUGUGAUGUGGGUAUGGGAAGAGCUGUCGGCUCUCCUGAUUUACAGCUUUCACUGUCUGGCUUACAGAACUGAUGUAAGGUUUAUGAGAGGGAUGUAUUUUAGAAGAGAAGACAUUUUUUGUUCCAAAUGAAAUUUAUUUUCCA
This is a messenger RNA of Saccostrea cuccullata (small rock oyster), 1823 nucleotides long. RefSeq names its product serine/threonine-protein kinase 38-like. Gene Ontology annotation, biological process: peptidyl-serine phosphorylation; intracellular signal transduction. The record is from RefSeq and is a predicted model, not a curated record. NCBI's taxonomy places the organism in Eukaryota, Metazoa, Mollusca, Bivalvia, Ostreida, Ostreidae. The coding region runs from base 148 to 1587 and encodes 479 amino acids. Gene Ontology annotation, molecular function: protein serine/threonine kinase activity; ATP binding. The transcript is spliced from 14 exons.